GUCUUUUCUGCUUGCUCAAAUAACGUCUGCUAGACGCUGCUCGCCGUACACGCAUGUAAUAGUUGUGCGCUGCCGCCCGUCUGGUAUCUACUAUAUAGAUUUACAUAGAUUCUACUUAGUGUGGUGCUAACAAUGACAAUUGGUCACCGUGAGACACAGCUAGUUGGUUGUCGCCAAAUAUAAACAUUAUUUCGUGUAGUCGGCAGACACAGUCUCGUUAUUACAACGUCAACAAGCGCUGUUCAACGAGGAGUCAGAUUAUCACCGCCGCGGCUGCCGAUAAGCAUUUUCGUGCUAAUGUUGCAUGGUUGGGUUCCUUUGUUUGCAACGCAAGUACUGAGUUGAAGAGUGUUUUAUUGAAUGUAUGCGUGAGUUCGCGUGGAGGCGCGUGCCUUUGGCGUAUUUCGAUUGUGGCUGGCGACGCGAGAACAUCAAACCCCACAGCUGUACGGCAAACGACCGACAAUAGGCGGCAAACCCAACAGCAGCAGCAGCAGCAGCAGUCUGCGAUAUCGCGUGCGUGCUUUGCGGAUUUCAGUUCUUUCUUUACAGCUGCCCUCCGCUGGCUGGGUUGCAGGAGUGUACCAUCCGCGUGGUGUUUUUGUACCGAUAUAUAGCGCCGAGUACAAUGAAUAGCAGAUGGCGGCCGAUUUACACCACAUUCUAAAUGUCCGUCGCUCUUCUUGAGCAAGGCUAAAUAGCAGUGAGUGAAAAAAGUCUUAGCCCUAGAAAAGUGUGAAAAAAGAGAGAAAAGUGUGAGCUCUUCUCACUCCUAUUGUUGCUGCUGGUGCUGGUGUUUGGUAAUAUCCUGUCUGCAGACGGGAUCAGUAUUCCCUCCUUUGCUUAUGCCGACGAAUUCGACUGGCAAGGCAAACAAGCGUGGGAUCAGCGUGUACGGUGGCGAUCAACAACGAGAGAAGACAAGAAUCGAAUCGACGAAGCAACACUGAAGGAGCGCGCCGUCAUAGAUGGCAGCCGCUUGGGCCGCAUUCGUGCGCCAAUUGAAACACCGGCCUUGACUAUUCUACACUUUGAGUGCGCCGUAUUGGCUGAGCCGCUUGUUAACUAUGUGGCAAUUUAAUAAGAAUGACGUUAGUGAUGACAAUGAUUAUGACAACUGGUCUACAGACAUAGAACGUGCAGUGUUUUUUUUUGGCCAUAGCAACCCUCGUCGAGUCGUGUGUAGACUUUCCUGGCCUGCGGCAAUUAAGUGCAACGGGAUGUGAAACGACUACUGGCUGGUGACUUUAAAAGUCGUUAGGUGCAUAUUAUGAUCGUUUUUGGAGACACACACGCAUCGAUGGUGUCGGAGUUCUCUCCUUGGAGUCUCGCCGUGAUGCCCGCCACCACUUAUGAGCACCAACUGAACUCUCCGAUUUCAGGGCGCUUAUCAGACUCACAUGUUUAGUUCUUAAUAAUGGAAACUCUAGUUAGUUCAUAUCUUAGUAAAAAGCUGUCAUCCAAUGGCGGACCGUCAAAGGCUCCCUCGUUCAGCGAGAACCUGGAGACCUCAAGCCGAGUGCAGGGUUUGCUCUCUGGUGGAAUCACAUUCACUCGUGCCGGACCGCAAAACGACCCCUGGUUGAAUGCGUUGGCUAAGCUGCCCUGUAAGACAUUGUCUUCGGUAGGACCAACGAAUCAACGACUUUCACAAAGCGAGCAGACUAGCACAAGUAGUAGUUGGAACUUACCACCAAGUUCCCCGACGACGUCUCAGGUUAUCCUAUCCGAUAAAGCGCAAAAACGGCCUUUGGAUGCGAUAAUAGAUGAAUUUCAGCAGGAAUCACCAGACACUUCCACAAAACAUCAGCGAAAACAGGAUCAUGGACCAUCGCCAGGAAAUCAUUCAAAGGUCUGCUCGGUCGUAUUACGAAACAGCGGUAGCCGAGUGCAAGUGGGACUAACGAAUGUUGGGAACACGUGCUACUUCAACGCGAUGCUGCAGUGUCUAACAAAUUGCAAACCGUUCUACAACUAUAUUCGCAGUGAGGCACACGAUCGAACAAUUUGCAGACGAGGUGACCAGUGUGUUUUAUGCCUCUUGAAAAGCUUCUGUGUGUCUCAAAUGCCGGUGAACCCAAAUGAGAAGGUUGUAAGUGGAAGUGUACUUCGAGAUCUUCUUGUCAAGAUGAGAACUGCGGUUCGCCGGUGGAAGAUCCACGCACAUCAGAGCGUUGACGAAAUAUUGAGUUACGUGCUGGACUCAAUGUGGGAUCGGGACAUGGCAUACUUUGGUGUAACGGAUCGUCAGCACACUCCGAUGAUGGGUCUUUUCGGCACGCUAGUAGAACAACAGUACGCUUGUUCACUAUGUGGAGAGGCAUCGAUAUCAACAGUCGUAGAGCCUACGCUUAUUCUUGGACUCGUAAAUGGAGAUCGCCGAUCUGUACAGGAUCGCCUGCGAAUGGAGUAUGGGCUCACCGAAACUCUUUCGGAGCCCAAAAGCAAAUGUGAUGCAUGUGGUCAAAGUCGGACGCCCCGGCCAACAAUGAAACGCGUUUUGAAAAAUCUGCCUAUGAUUCUUGUCGUAAUGCUAAAGCGGUUCUAUGUGAUAGAUGGGAUCUCGCAUAAGAUCAAUCAAUUCGUCCAAUUUCCCGAAUCGCUUGACCUUCGCCCAUGCAUGGACACGUCAAGUGUCGCUCAAAAUUCGCUGUACAGAUUGAGUGGCGUUGUGGAACACUGGGGUAAAUCUAUGACAGACGGCCAUUAUGUGGCUUACUGCAAAAAUUACUGCCAACAAAGACGGGCAGAAGCUUGGUUCUGUCUAAACGAUCGUCAGGUGCGAACCAUUGAUUCCCGCGAGGUCCUUCAAAAGCAGGCCUACCUGCUAUUUUACACAGUACAAGGACAAGCUACAAGAACUAUUGACACGGUUUCUCCAGCGAGGGCCGCUGUGAUAAAUGGUAAUGAGGAAAGUUCGAGUGGGACGACGACGAUCCGAGAGGCCAAAGUGGCCAAGAUUUCUCCUCCAGGCCAACACGCUUUAAAGAUCACGAAACUAAUUCCGAGUAAAUAUAUUCCUAUUGUCGUCCUCAAAAAGGCCAACCCAGACAAACACGGAGUAGUAUCUAUUUCAGCAACUAGCGCAUUGAAUAAUUCAACUCAAGUAACAUUCAGCAAGCAAAAAUCAACAGGUCUUCCAUUUGUUAAUGGGAACGGACCAGCAGCAUUAAAGUCACCAAUCUUGAAGAUAAAUGGACCUAGCAAUUCGCAACCAAGUGGUGAUGAUGAUGGUCGUCCCGUAUCUGUCCGUGAUGGUCGAGAUUUGACAGUUUCCAAUGUAAACGGAUCGGUGGUCAGAGAAGACGCCUCAACUAUUUCUGGCGUCGAAACUCAACAGUUUAAAAAGGAGAAUGGAAAUGGCUACCGAACAACCCCACCCACCACAAGCGUAUCUCUUCAGAGAAAGUCACUCUUUGGUAAUUUGUCACCAAAGCUGGACUGCCGAACCGAAAAAGUGCUUCAGAACCAUCGACGUGAUGCAACGUGGUCAAGCCUGGUACCAUAUGCAAGCAGCAGUAGCGACGAUUCUAGCAGCGAUGAAAGUGAUGACAGGCUAAAUACAGUCUCGAAUGGCAACUCGAACAACAGCUCCACACUCAAGCGUGGAGCUGUUAGCGCGUUACAUCUGUCAGUACCUCGCGCAGCAAGCUCUAGCGGCUGGGUAGUGGAUAAGCUGAACGAUACUCCAUCAGUCAACUCGAAUUCCUCUUCAUCGCAAAAUAGCAAUACCGGUUCGUGCAAUAACAACACGAACAACAACAACAACAACAGCAGCAGCAGCAGCGUUCAUGGCACUAGUCCGGGGUGGAACGUGACGCAAGAGACACAUUCGCCGACGACUACAACAUCCACGACAACAGGCCCAGUAACAACAGCAACAACAACAACAAUAACAACAACAACAACAACAAUAAUAAUCUCACAAUCACAAACGUCUACCACAGGUGCAAACGGCGCAGCCAUUUGGGGCUUAAAAGCCAGCUUUUCGAACAGCGAUGGUGGCGGUGACGAGAGCAGCAGCAACAAUAGCAAUACCAAUGGCGUGGUUAGUAGUCAGAAUCAUCAACAAGCCACUUCACCCGUAAAGCAAGCAACUCUUACACCGGCAAUUAACAUGGUGGGAAUCAAUGGAAAUGGACCAUCGAUACCGACCGUUUUAUACACACCUCGCAUGCCACCGUCUAUGCAACAACAGAACACCCGAAUAAGCUCGAAGCCAGAUGAAACGUAUCGAAAAGCAGAGAGAAGCAGCGUGCCUGCUCCCAACUCAAAUGGUAUGAGAGAGGUUGUCUAUCAAAACAGCACCGACAACUCGCCAAGAAGUUAUAAGGGUCAAACAGAAAAGUCAAAUACCAAUGGUAGCACCAACGGUGGUGAUACCAAUGGACAACGUGACGGAAGUCUGUUUUCGUAUUGGGGCGCAAACUUGCAUGAGACUAAGGAUGAGAGGGAGCUUUACGAUGAGGAGAUUGAUCAGGGUCGGCAGAAGAAGGUAUGCUCAGCGUCUUUCAUUUACAUUAAACCGGCGCUCUCGUGGAAAAACCAGGCGUCGCGAUGGAAUAAUAAGCAUCGGCAGCAAAAUCCAUUCCAGCGUGAGCAGGAUCAGCGGCUUCAAAAUGGCAAUGGAAUUCCAGGAGUUACUCACAAUGUUCACUUCAAGAAGCAGCACCACCGUCAAAAUCACCAUCACUUUAUCAGUGGCAACGUCAAACAAAAACUCUGUCGAUGGCAUCACAAUGGAAAUGGCGUGCAACGCCAUGGCGCGAAUGGACACCGUGGCAGCAAUGAGCAGAACGGCAAUUAUCUUCAAAACCAGCAUUACAGCAAAGCCCAGCACGAAACUAGUAACUUAAACGGAAAAUGGCAACAUCAAAGCGAUCGUAGUUUCCGUUAAACACAAUCCUUGAAAACUAUGCUUCCCAUUACACCCUCCCGCGUAAAUCAAUUCAUUCCCAUAGUAUAGGCAGUUGGAGGACAACCUCCCGCACUGUCCUGAUGUGGACCGGACUAAUCGCCGUUUGUGGGGUGACAAGUGCUUUGUCGAUCUCUUGAAUUUAUAAGGUAGUCGGAUUUAUGAGAAGGUUUACCGUUGUAUUGACUUCGGGGCUCAGAUACUGAACGAUCUGAGCCAAUUGUCGAGUUUGGUGUUGCUAAUCAAGAAACAUUGACUAGCUACUAGCACCCACUUAUUUAGGGGUUGUGGCGCCAACAGUAGUUAGCAGAACCAUCUGAUAGAGAAGUGAAUCGUAUUGUGUGGCUGGCAUAUACUAUAGUACUUUGAAAUUAUUGUUACGAUUAUUAUCCGUUGUUGUGUAUUUUUGUCAAUAAUUACUGACCAUCGAAACUGAUUGAGUUACCAACGACUAGCUAUAUUUUGCUGAAUGUCCUUUGUUCAACUAUCAACAUCUCGCGGCUCAACCAGAUACAAUUAAUGGCUUACGGCAAUCUAUUUCGUUUGUACGGGUCGCCGAUUAUGGCGGUAAUCAAUCACUUUUUUGUUUUCUGUGUAUUCACUCCGAAUAAUAAUUAUUAUUAUUGGUAUCAUUAAUUUUAAUUUAUUUUUUAGAAAGAAGUGAAAUGGUUUUGACGAUGUAUGAACUAGAGAAGUACUCGUUAACAUGGCUGUAAAAUAACACAUAGCAUUUGACCAUAUAUUUAAAAAUGAAAAACUCCGGCAGUAACGUCGGAGGUCUUAAUCAAGUGUCGAGAAAAACGAAUUGAACCAGCGAAGGCCCCGAUGAUCUAAGCGAGAAAAACUAGAACUGAGAGUAUGUUAAAGAAAACCAUAUUGUUCACUACCUUAUUGACGGUAUGCCCAAAUCUGGUUUUUAAGUACUGAAUAAAUAUUGUUGUUGGUUUUCACCUUGAAGGUGAUAAACAGACAUAUACACAAUAUAUAUAUAUAUAUAUAUAUAUGAGAACUGAGUGUGUGGAUAUAUAUAUGCGUGUGUGUGUGUCUGGGUUUGACUUCACUUUAAGUUGAAUAUUAGGUUACGAUUGGCUGGCAGUGAAAGAAU
Varroa destructor (honeybee mite) is the source of this 6020-nucleotide messenger RNA. RefSeq lists its product as uncharacterized. Gene Ontology annotation, biological process: protein deubiquitination. NCBI's taxonomy places the organism in Eukaryota, Metazoa, Arthropoda, Arachnida, Mesostigmata, Varroidae. Gene Ontology annotation, cellular component: cytosol; nucleus. Gene Ontology annotation, molecular function: cysteine-type deubiquitinase activity. The record is from RefSeq and is a predicted model, not a curated record.